Labeo rohita (rohu) is the source of this 1134-nucleotide messenger RNA. RefSeq names its product mediator of RNA polymerase II transcription, subunit 18 homolog (yeast) (gene med18). The coding region runs from base 361 to 987 and encodes 208 amino acids. The transcript is spliced from 2 exons. Lineage: Eukaryota; Metazoa; Chordata; Actinopteri; Cypriniformes; Cyprinidae. The record is from RefSeq and is a predicted model, not a curated record. Gene Ontology annotation, molecular function: transcription coregulator activity. Gene Ontology annotation, cellular component: core mediator complex; mediator complex. Gene Ontology annotation, biological process: regulation of transcription by RNA polymerase II; termination of RNA polymerase II transcription.
UCGUUUGCACAGGCGCAGUACACUUUCUUGACACUGCGCGUGCGUGUUUUGCACAUAGAGCCAGUUGAGUGGAGUUGCAUUAUUUGCUGUUAGUACUUUAGUCAAAAAAAACACCAGGCGUUUCGUUUUUGCUUUUGAAUUGAAGUAGAAUAUAUGUUAUUUGGCUUUUAUCUUUCAGAGUAUUUUAGUGGCUGGCGGUGUUUGUUAAUAUCUUUCCCUGCAGGUCUUUUGUUGUGCAGUUGAUCUACCGUGCGGUUCGUUUAAAGUUCUUGUUUAACCAGCUAUAACUUUCCACUGGUAACUAAGUUGGCUGUUAGAUGUGUUAAAAGACCUAAUAGAGUUCAGAAGAAUUAUAAAGUGAUGGAGGCUCCGCCGGUUACUGUAAUGCCCGUAACGGGUGGAACCAUAAAUAUGAUGGAGUAUCUUCUUCAAGGCAGCGUACUGGAUCAGUCACUGGAGAGUCUCUUACAUCGACUCCGAGGUCUGUGUGACAACAUGGAGCCUGAGAGCUUUGCUGAUCAUGAGCUGGUGUAUCUGCUGAAGGGUCAGCAGGGCAACCCGUUCAUGCUGCGUGCGCGCCGCUCCCUUCUUCACCCCACGGCCCCUUGGCAUCUGCGCUAUCUAGGUCAGCCUGAGGUGGGCGACAAAAGCCGUCACGCUUUGGUCCGAAACUGUGUGGAUGUGGCUGCCUCGCAUAGCUUACCGGAGUUUCUCAACGAGAUGGGUUUCCGCAUGGACCAUGAGUUUGUGGCCAAGGGUCAAGUGUUCCGGAAAGGAGCGAUGAAGGUGGUAGUGAGCAAACUGUUACGUGUCCUGGCGUCAGGAAACACAGAGAACACAGAGCCGCUGUCUCUUUCGUAUCUUGUUGAGCUGAGCGUACUGGCUCCUGCAGGACAGGACACUGUGUCUGAGGACAUGCGAAGCUUCGCCGAACAGCUGAAACCUCUGGUGCACCUGGAGAAAAUUGACCCUAAAAGACUCAUGUAGUGUGACUUGAUUUCAGUGGAGACUUUCGCUUGUAUUUUGAUGAUGAUGGGUAUUUUAUGCUAAUUGAUUGAUAAAUAUUCAAAACAUUUAUUUUUUGUAAGCAAGUAAAAGUCCAUAAAUGGAUGAUAAAAAAAUGUGACAAAUAAA